Messenger RNA from Paramecium tetraurelia, 660 nucleotides. RefSeq lists its product as uncharacterized. The record is from RefSeq and is a predicted model, not a curated record. NCBI's taxonomy places the organism in Eukaryota, Ciliophora, Oligohymenophorea, Peniculida, Parameciidae. The transcript has a single exon.
AUGGAACCCUCUGAACUCUUAAAGUAUUAGAUAAAUGUAAUGAGUGAUGAACAGAAAUGCAGUGGUUUUAAUGCAUAUUUAAACGAAUAACUGUUCCAAUCAGCACAUAAAAAAAAGAGUCUGGAAUAAUAAGAAAAAAUAAUUCAAUAAUGGAAUAAAUUAUCCUCAGAAGAGAAGAAAGAAUUUUAGGAUAAAGAAGAAGAGAUUAGAGAACAAGUAUAAAAGGAAAAGAAAGAAAAAGAGAAAGAAAAAUCAAAGAAAUCACAUAAGAGUCAUCAAAAUAAAUAGAAGGAUCACGAUGAUGAUGACAUGGAACAAGUUCAAAAAAGUGUUUAAAAAAUGAAGAUUAAUGAAGAGAAGUAGCAUCAUAAAAAAAAGACAAAUGAUAUGAAGCAUGAUAAUCAUGAAGAUAAGGAAGAAGGUGAAGAUGAGGAAAAAGAAGAUCAUCAUAAAAACAAAGGCUGGAACUCUAAGUAAGAGAAAUAAAAAAUGUCAGAGAAAGAGGAUGAAGAUGAGGACGGAGAAAAGUAGGAUUAGGUUAAUGAGGAAGGAGAACAUAAAACAAAUAAAAAAUAAUACAAAUCUAGGUCGAGUAGAUCUGGAUGCCGAUCCGGUUAGAGAUCUGGUUAAAGAUCAGGAUGCGGAAAAAGAAAAAUGUGA